Messenger RNA from Dermatophagoides pteronyssinus (European house dust mite), 2040 nucleotides. Its product is annotated as acyl-CoA dehydrogenase family member 11-like. The record is from RefSeq and is a predicted model, not a curated record. Lineage: Eukaryota; Metazoa; Arthropoda; Arachnida; Sarcoptiformes; Pyroglyphidae. Gene Ontology annotation, molecular function: acyl-CoA dehydrogenase activity.
ACUGCGGCACGAAAAUGAUAAUUUAUGUUGACACAAUUUCGUUGUACCCACUUGUUGACGAUAUAUAGAACUUGAGUAAAAUUAUUAUUAAUUUUCAAUGAUAGGUUCAAUAUGAUUUUUAAACGAAUAACGAUUAGUGCAGCAAAUCCAACAGUUCGAUGGUUCUAUAUUGACAGCGUUCGAAAUUCCAUCAACACCAGACCGAAUUGGUUGCCAUUUUAUGGUGCAAAAUAUGGAAAUUUUAAACAAGAGGCACCAAUAUUGCCCAAUCAAUUUAAAGAGAACCUAUUCUUACGCAAUUAUUUAUGUCAGCAUUUUACAAAAGAGCUUUAUUCAGAGCUAGAACCAGAUCUUAUGAGAUUCGGUCAUCGUGUUGCUACUGAUAUUUAUCAACUUGGAUUGGAAUGUGAAUUCAAUAGACCAUAUAUUCGUUCUAGUAACGCAUGGGUUGAUAAUGAUCGAAACGAAUUAAUUGUUUGUGAUGCAUGGAAAAAACAGAAAGAUAUAUCGGCUGAAGAAGGUCUUAUUUCUAUUGGAUAUGAUCGAAAAAAAUACGACCGAUGGUCAAGACUUUAUCAAUUCACUAAGCUUUAUCUAUAUUCUUCAUCUUCCGGAGUUUUUGGAUGUCCUUUGGCUAUGACAGAUGGUGCAGCCAAAGUAUUAUCAUCUCUCAACCUCCUACAAGAUCCGUAUUAUCGCACAGUUUUUGAUCAUCUAACAUCGAAUGAUCAAAAAACUUUUUGGACAUCCGGACAAUGGAUGACAGAGAAAGGAGGAGGAUCAGACGUUGCAAGCGGUACAGAAACAGUAGCACUUCCUCACGGUAGAAAUUAUAAACUUUAUGGUUAUAAAUGGUUCUCUUCGGCAACGGAUGCAAAUAUAGCUUUGACUUUAGCUCGAAUUUCAGAUGAUGAAGGAAAUGUUAUUCAAGGAAACAAAGGUUUAACAUUAUUCUUUGUCAAAGUAAAAGAGAAUGAUGGCCCAAUCGAUGAAACAAUCAACAUUAUAAAAUUAAAAGACAAAAUGGGGACCUGUCAAUUGCCUACGGCCGAACUUUUUUUGGAUGGACUUUCAGCACGAAAAAUUUCUGAAGAAGGUCGAGGAAUACCAUCGAUUUCACAGAUGUUACAAAUAACAAGACUUCAUAAUGCUAUCUCUUGUGCAUCAUAUACACAACGAGCUUUCAGUUUUGCUCGAGAUUAUUCUCAUCGACGAGAAGCUUUUGGUAAGAAGAUUAUCGAAUUACCUCUCCACAUCCAAUCACUUAGUCGUAUUGAUAUGAUUUGUAAGGCUAUGACUAUUUUUGCAUUCGAAUGUGUCCGAAUUCUUGAUUCAAUUGAAUAUGGUUCGGCAACCGAUGACGAGAUUCUUAUGUUUCGUAUAUUGAAUCCAUUAGUAAAAUUAUAUAAUGCAAAAAUGGCCAUUCCAACUAUAUCUGAAGCAAUCGAAUGUAUUGGUGGCCAAGGAAUCAUCGAAGGUACUGGUAUUCCUUAUUUGUAUCGAGAUGUUCAAAUAUUUGCCAUAUGGGAAGGUACAACUUCGGUACUAUCAAAUGAUGUUUUACGUGCAAUUAUCAAAACCAAAGGCGAAUGUUUAAAAGCUUUGGUGAGAAAUAUUCAACAUAGAUUGGAACCUAUCUGUAAUGUAAACGAUGAACAAUUAAAACAAUCAGCACAAAAAAUUUGGCAUUCAACAGAACAGUUAAUUCAAUUGAUUGAAUCACAACCAACUACAUUGGAAUUAGGUGGACGAGAUUUUGCAUUUUCGCUAUCCAAUCUAUUUAUUGCAACACUUUUGUUGGAAAAUGUUACCACAGAUUGGCUUUUAACACGUAAUUCACAAUCAUUAAUCGAUUAUCAUCGUAUCUUGACAUUACAAUUUAUUAAUUGUCAAGAUUUGACACCAUUUAUUACGAAUUUCAAUCUAAAUGAAUAUUCACCAUCAAUACGACAAACAUAUCUUUCUGCACUUAAGUGAAUAAACUAUUCUCGUUAUAAAAAAGAAUCAUUCACACAACAACAACAACAAUCUAUCAUGACA